AUGGAAGAAGUGGAUCCGCUAUUGGAUAAUGAGUGCCUAGAUUGCUUUGAAGAUUUCGGACCCCCACCGGAUGACAUAUUAAGGAUACCACCACCGCCUCUACCAUUUUUUAUUAAAUUAGAUCAAAGAGAACAUUUUUUAUGUAAUAAUCAAUGUAUAGGAAGUCCGAAAUUUCAAGGGAUCGAAUUUAUUGACUUGGGUCAACCUUGGUCAUAUCAGGAUAGAAUUUGGUUGUUGAUAUUCUGUGCGUCGUGUUUAGGGAUUCUAAUAUUGGGGGGUUUGAUAACAUUUUUAAUAUUUAAAUUACGUACGAAAAUAAAAACUAGGAGUGAUAGUGAUUCGAUUGUUCGUGGCACGUCAAAUACGUCAAAUACGGAUAAAACAAACGAUUGCGAAUCCGUUUUAUAUCCAUUUCCGGCAACAUCGACCGGUGACGGACGGGUUUUAUGGGCUACAUUAUCACCCGGUGGUACGACUCGUCAUUACACUGCGCCCAAUUCCCGUCCGGACGUUACUUUAAGUUAUUCAAGUUCUUCCAAACCGUGUUUACCACCCCCCGAACCUCCUCCCGUGGGUUUCAUAAUGAAUACAAAUUUUAUCGAUUCGGAUUCGCAAACUCCUCUCAUGGAAUGUUUUCAAUUAAACGAAUUCGUCGAACUCGAUGGUACGACGAGUCAUUCUGUCGCAUUGAUGAGAAAUUCAACGCACAACAGACCGAGAGUGUCUUCGCCCACGAGGAUAGAAAAUCCAAAUUUACCACCUUUGAACCUUCAUCCCCAUAGAACGUUUAGAAAGGCGACGAUUCAAAGGAGAGAUUCCGAUUUUAUUUGCUCAUCUCCGACAUAA
Molecule: messenger RNA, 846 nt
Organism: Pediculus humanus corporis (human body louse)
Lineage: Eukaryota; Metazoa; Arthropoda; Insecta; Psocodea; Pediculidae
Exons: 1
Coding region: 1-846 (281 amino acids)
Source: RefSeq, a predicted model, not a curated record